CGAUAUAUAAAUACUACAUGCCAGGUUCUUCAUCAUCUUACUCUUACAACGCGGCUACAACAGGUAACGACCCUCCAGCGUCGGGGAUUCGCAAACCGCUUGAGAUGGGAGACGGACACAGAACAUGCAGAAAAGAUCGAAUCUCUUGGCAAAGACCCACUUGCAGUCUUUUCUUACUGUCAUAAGCAUGCCCGAGAACUGAAGACGAGAGACUGGCUGGCAGCAUUGACGUUCUUAUGACCAAGCCUAAUAAGGCUCUCCAACGUUUGAUUUCGCUUUUUAAAUCAAAUACUAGAAAAUACGUGUUAGUACAUAGAAAUUUACGUUUAGUAUAAGCAUAAGUGGGCGCGAUAUCAUCGCCUGUGCAUGAUCUUUGGAUCAAAAAUUGCCGCCUUUCAUGCUUUUUCAUUCCGGCUGACGACGCAGCAGGAUAAAUUUGAUAGCUCGUGGCCUGGGUUUGCACUCUUCAAUGCAGGAGUGAUCGAACGAGUACAGCUAUCUUCUGUGUCUACCUCUGGUAGUCCUCCU
Amoebophrya sp. A25 is the source of this 528-nucleotide messenger RNA. Lineage: Eukaryota; Dinophyceae; Syndiniales; Amoebophryaceae. The record is from the annotation of a GenBank genome assembly.